This is a messenger RNA of Aphanomyces astaci, 171 nucleotides long. RefSeq lists its product as hypothetical. The coding region runs from base 1 to 171 and encodes 56 amino acids. NCBI's taxonomy places the organism in Eukaryota, Oomycota, Saprolegniomycetes, Saprolegniales, Verrucalvaceae. The record is from RefSeq and is a predicted model, not a curated record. The transcript has 2 exons.
AUGACCCGCGGCGACCAACGUGACCGAGACCGCGCGAAAGCACAGGCGCGCUUGGCCAAGAACAACCCGAAAGGUGGUCGCACCGAUACCCUGACCCCGCAACAGCGUCGGGAGGCGGACGCGAAGGCCCUUGCCGACAAGAUUGCCAAGAAAGCAGCAAAAGAAGGAUGA